Drosophila obscura is the source of this 1480-nucleotide messenger RNA. RefSeq lists its product as uncharacterized. The coding region runs from base 181 to 1332 and encodes 383 amino acids. The transcript has 2 exons. Gene Ontology annotation, molecular function: DNA binding. The record is from RefSeq and is a predicted model, not a curated record. Lineage: Eukaryota; Metazoa; Arthropoda; Insecta; Diptera; Drosophilidae.
UCUGUGAAAACUAAUUUUUGAACACAUUAAUUUUCUGGAUUACCAAAUCCUACUUUUUCCCUCAAACGAUAUAUUGAAAAACUAAUUGCAAAACUAUCAAUGCCAUCGACAGUACCAUCGAUGGUUUUGCAGCCCUAAUACUGCACUCAAAUUUGUUUAUAUUUUGCAAAAACUGCAUUAAUGGCAAACUUACAGUUAACUCAGGAAAAACUCGAUGCCCUGCGCUCAGAGUACAGACCACGUCGACCGUGCGCCCUUCUAAAGUACCCGAGACCGAAAACAAAACCGGAAUACCAAGCGAUAUACCCAUGGCUACUGCCGGACGAGACGGAUCCACACUUUGUGUUCUGCGCGGUCUGCGAGUGUCGCCUCAGCUGCAAGCGCUCCGACCUGGGCAAGCACGAGGGCAGCAUCAAGCACUCGGAAAAUUCACAACGCAAGUCCUUGGUGCCAAAGACCGAGGCUGACGCAGAGGAGGCGUCCGGGGUCAUGAAGUGGGAAUACACCGACGAGGAGGAGGGUCUGUUGCAGAGCUAUAGGGCAGGCCACGAGAAAGAAGAGAACGAUGAUGAAGACGCCGACGCUGACGCUGAUGGGGAUGGAGAUGCCGAUGUCGAUGCGGAGGUUGACGACGACGACACUGACCCAAAUGGAGAUGGCGAAGCAGAUGCAGAUGCCCAGAAUGAUAACGAGACCGAGCCAGCUUCCAAGCAACAGCGGCGCAUAUCCGAAAGUGAUUCGCAACAUUCCGGCAUGCUGGACUAUUUGCCUCUCCACGUGACCAUCAACGAGCUGCCCAACCAGCUGCUGCCCGGCACUCCGUUUCCUCCGGCUGCCACGGUGCCGCAGCCAUGCCGCAUCACCAUCAAAAAGGUGCCGGCGAACGUGGCACAGAUGGCCGCACCCAGCACGCCACCAAACGUUGCCCAGUCUCAUGAAAUUACGUCCAAGGCUACCAUCACGCCCAUUGCAGCCUCCGGCAGCUGCUACACGCCCUCCACGCGUCUGCCGCAGUCGUACGCGUCCCGGCAGCUGCAGUCGUACCAGCUGCAGCACCUAUCCCCCAUCACCCCGCCGCGCGACUCACUGGAGCUGUUUUUCGACAGCAUCUGCGCCACCGUCAAGUCGCUACCGCCAAAGCUAGCCACCGAGGGCAAGAUCCGUGUCAUGCAGCUGAUCGGAGAGCUGGAGCUGCGUGCCCUCAGUGACCAGGAUCAGGACUGCCUGCUCGCCGCUCCACCUAGUCUCGAUCUCGCCGCCAGCGCACCGGCUACCCCUGAUACUCCUGGCAGCAGCCAGCAAAAUGCAACGGUGGCAUCCACGACGAAGUAGCUCGCCGCAUGCGACACGGCCCACUCAACCCAUGGAAUCAGUUCAAAACAGGCUCAAGUUGCUCUCGCCAGUACAGUAGACUUUGACAAAGUAGAGUUUCUGGUGCUUUCAUCAGUUUUUAUAAGUUUGUUAAUCGAUUUUCAUUAAU